AUGGACUCAGAAUCAAUUAGUAGCGAAGUAAGCAAGCCGAAACCUCCAUCAAUUCACAAGACACUGACUUCACUGUUAGCAAUCAAAACGAAUCGAACAUGUGCUGAUUGUCGGGUGGCGUUGGUGGAUCCGCUUCAAGUCCAUGCGUCCUUUUGUCCGGGUCAAGAUGAAAUUCGGAGGAAUCCCAAAGUCGGCAUGGCCCUUCACGACUUUAGCAUUACGCAUCAAAAUUUUGCUCCACCAGCCAUGAAGAAAGGUCUCACUCAAUUACCAAUGGAUCCUUCGAUGUAUGUCAAUCAAAAAUUUGGAGGACAUGGGGUAUUUUUGUGCUCUCGGUGUGCUGAAGCCCACCAGUGUUUGGGAACGGCAAUUACCCGAGUGGUAUCCGUGUUGGGCGAUGAUGGCAUUCAUUGGACGCAGGCACGAGUAGACUUCAUGGAGCAGUGCGGAGGUAAUGAACGGUCGUGGGAAGUUUAUGAGGCUUACAUACCCGAACGAUGGAAAGAACGAAUGCUCAAACCAUCCAGUACCCCAACAGAACGAGUAUUCUUUGUUCGAGCUAAAUAUGAAGCUCUUGCUUUCGCAUUGCCUCCACCGGGUCGGUUAGCGGAAUCUGCUUGGUUGUCCAUCUUGGAACGAAACGAAGUCGCUAGGCGGUUUGUGUCUCCUGAGUUGAAAAAUAUCCACAGUCUUACUCCAUCUUCUCCGCCACCUGUCAAACCGAAUCAACAAACGAAUGCGGCAAAGGACAAUGUUGGCGCGUUGAGGGAGCCAAACGCAUUGCCUAAUCGGCUGAUAGACUUCUUUUGUGUGGUGGAGUGCUCCAUGAAAAUUCAUCCCAACGAUGCCAAAAAAGAUCUUUCCCAGCUAUAUUCUCCAGAGGAACUAUCGUUUUGGCCAGAAAUUUGUGAUUGUUACCCGCCACAGGAUACACACAAACAAGACACCGCGUUUCCAGUCCAUCUACCGAGCUUUGUUCUUCCAGAAGGAUGCAAACCGAGUUUAAGGCAAAGGACUCCUUCUUUCUUUACCUUUGUGUUGACCACAGGAGAAGGAGAUCGGUUGUACGGAGGCUGUCUGCAAAUCUAUGACGAAAUGAAGGGGAUCGAAAAGGUCCGGAACGGCAUAAUAGGGUCUGGUUACGAAGGAAAGCUGCCCCAUUUCCUAGAAGAAAAUAGCGAUGAUGCGCCCGAUUUCCUGUUCUUUUCCAAAUCUUUGGUGUUGCUAUCCCAUUACCCAUUCUUCGACCUAUUUCGAUCAUCAUUGAAACAGCUGAACAUGCUGACUCUCCUUCAAUCACCAAUGCCUAUCGAACGAUAUAUUGUCAACCUAUGCCAGGAAGUGCCACUGCCACCACAAGGGAAAAUAAAAGUUCAAUUCUGUUUGACGCCCGGAAAGAUUAUUCCUAUUGAGAGACCGCCCUGUAACAAGCUACCACUUGUUAAUUUUUCAUAUCGACCAUUGUUCUCAACACUCAGUGUGAGUAAUAUCAUGGUGGUUUUGGGCUGUCUCAUGGAAGAAUGCAAGGUUGUGUUGCUUUCGCAGUACUACAGUAUACUGUGUCCAGUGGCAGAGGCCUUGUUGAGUGCACUGUUCCCACUGGAGUGGCAAGGAAUAUAUAUCCCAUUAAUGCCGUAUGCAAUGCUAGAUCUAUUAGAUGCCCCAGUUCCUUUCUUGGUUGGCAUGAGCUCCAGGUAUCUGACGGAGAUCGACCCAAAAACGCGGCCAAGAGAUUUAGUGUUUGUCGAUCUCGAUCGUGAUGUUGUACAACUUGGUAUUGAUGAAGAGACUGGAGAUCGAAGGAAAAUCCCAAACUUGCCCAACCGUGAUGCAGUGAAGUUAAGGGCUGCAUUGGAAGAGUGCGGAGGUUCGGCGUACAUGUUACCAAAUAGUGGGAUCAAGGGAUGCGUCAUGUCGGGGAUUACAGAGACUGUUCUGGUGACAAAUGAGGAGCGUCCACGGUAUGCACGGAUGGAAAAUGUACGAAUCGACGAAGACUCGCUAGGACGAAAGGCAGUGUUUGAGCGGACAGAUUCUGCCUACGACGGCGAGAAGGAUUCUACUGAUAUACAAACUACAGGGCACUGGAAGGAAGAUGAUGAUGUCAGCAUCUUGUCGGGAGAUCAUUCAGUUGUUAUGAGCAAAAUACGGACUGCUAGUUUGAUGAAAAUGAAGAAUCCCUUAUUUACAUCAACGAGAAAGAAAAAGGAAAAGAUUCUCACACAGAGCAAUCGCGCUGGUGGGCAAGGGCAUCUUCUAGAAUUGAUGGAAAUCGACGGGUUUAAUGCAAAUGGUAUACGAGCAGCAUUUCUUCGAUUCUUUGUAACGGUAUUUAUGAAUUACCAGGAAUUUUUGCUACCGGAGGGUCAGAACGAUCUAUUUGAUGAUGUCCAGUUCAUAAAGGGUGUCGAUUAUGAACAGUCAGCCCGAGAGUAUUUGGUAAGAGUUAUUCAGACUCAAAUGUUUCAGAUUUUUUUGGAAACAAGAAGUCAGGAUCCAAAUAAUCCAAGGAUUCGAUUCUUUGACGAAAGUAUUCUUGAAAAGCUGAACAGAUCCAAGAAGACAACUCUCGUGAAUGGCGGGAAAAAGCUGGCUACUCCCUUCCUGGACGACGAGAGCGAUAAAAUCACAAAGACUUUCACUCCACCCCCGCCAAAUAGGCUUGGGCUUCCCGACGAUGGCAAGGCCUACCAAUAUGGUUCUUUUCCAUCUCUGAAUGAAUCUCUCUUUAGUAGGGUUCGACCACCAACCAAUUUUCACAAUGGGCAACGUCUCGAUAGACGCCAAGCAAUGCGUUCUACCAAAUCUUUCAAGUUGAGCAAAGCUCAGAAGACACAACGUGAUCUCUUGAAAACUAUGGUAACAAAACCGGAUAUGACGGAGGGGCUUCCAAUGGGCGUGACCUCAGAUAUUAAGCAGCGGAUAUCAGAUGCCACAAAGAGGUCAGUGAAAGACUUGGAGACCGCACUUACGUCCAUAGCCCCAAGCCUUGGAUUCUACUCAAAAUCACACUCGCGGUUACGGGUCAAAGGAGGUAGCAAAGGGGACAGUAGGGGAAGUAGCUUAAAGAGCGGUAAACAAGAAUCAAAGAGUGCGAAGAGUGCUGAACAGCGAGACGAUUCGACCAGCGGGGAAAGCAUCAGCUCACAUGUUCCAGAUAGCAUUGUCAUCCCGUUAUCCCGCUCGGAAACAAUAAUUAUCAACGCAAGAAGAAAACAAGCAAUUCUGUUGGAUGUUAUCAUAAAAAUUCAGGCAAUAUGUCGAAUGUAUCUCAUAAAGAAACAAUGCAAAACCGGCAAACCGUGGAAAGAAGGACUGAUGUCAAGGUCAGCUAUUCAGAUACAGAGUCACUUUCGGCGUUAUGUUGCCCGUUGCCAGUUCGAGAAGGUCAGAAUAGCUACCAUUCUGAUUCAAUCAUUUUUGAGAGGAAGAAAAGCCUGUACAAUUUACUUCUUGGUCAUCGAACUUGUUGCCAAAGGCCAAGCUGGUAUUCGCGGAUUCCUUGUACGAAGGCGCAUGUCGCAAGUCUGUGCUGGCCGAAUGGCGGAAUACCGACGUAGGAUAUUUUCCCUGUGGAAGAUAGCCUAUGUCCCACUCUCAUUCCGAACAAAGUUCUGGCCCACAAUUUUGUCUGAUAAGAGCUUUGCUCAACUUCGACAUUGCGAGUCGGAAAUUCUUCGUCUCAUUAAUCUGGCUGGAUUGAUUGUGGAUAGGACUGCUUCAUUUGCUGACGCGAUUACUAGCACAGCGGAGACGCUUGGUUUGGAUAAUUCUAUCUAUGUCAUGAGCAAGCAUAUCACCGAAUUGUUGUCCGUACCGCCAGAAAAUGCCCCCACGGUAGACCUUUCCAUGGCUGAGGGUUUCGAAGGUGCAGAACGACUGCAACUGCACGAGCGCCUUGACUCCAGUGCCGUUGCAAGUUAUCUUGAAGCCUUUUAUACUGCGUUUGGGAUCGCAAUGAAGGAGAAGAAGAAAAAAGAGACCCUCGCCAACUUAAUAUGGACUUCUUAUGAUCAAGUUGAUAUAUCAGUGUCAUGGAUGAUGAAGGUUUUCCCCGAACUGGAAGGUGCACUAAAUAUUGCUUUCCACGACACGUCUUCAAAGAGUCGUCGGCGAUUCAGCAAGGCAACUAAAGUGGUAACAGCACCUGUAGAUCGAAAGCUUUGGGAUGAAAUAUCUCUGGAAGGCAAAACGCGAAAGCAUAUGAACGAGGUGGCAACCAUCUAUAUUACCAAAGUGCCAACACUGAUGGCCAAGCUUGACGAAUUAGAUAAGCGGGAGAAGCUGAAGUGGGAAGCUUACAGGAUGGCCAUGAUGAAAGCGUAUGGCUCGUCAAAUUGGGCGAGUUGUCGCCGUGAAAUGAUCCAGGAUUAUCUGUCUAUGAAACCAAGACUCAUAGAAAUCUGA
Cylindrotheca closterium is the source of this 4407-nucleotide messenger RNA. The record is from the annotation of a GenBank genome assembly. Lineage: Eukaryota; Bacillariophyta; Bacillariophyceae; Bacillariales; Bacillariaceae.